AUGCACUCUAUGCCACUUCACGCUGUCGGCGUUCAUUUAGAUUCCAGUUGGACGGAGCAAAUCAUUUUAAUGCUUGCUGACGAGUUUAACAUUCGCAUAGCAUGGGAUCGCAACUCUGCUAUAUUAACCGGAGCAUUUGCUAUAGCUGGCGGUAUGCUCGGAGGAUAUACAGGAGGUAGGGUUGGUGCCGCUAUUGGAGCAGGUGUGGGUGGAGCAACAGGAUUUGUGGUCUCCACUGUAGUGUCCCUGAGAGAGGUGUGGGAUUCUGUAAAAGAAAACCUGAAGGAGCUCUUUUUCAUCAUUAUAAACUUCCUACGGAGACUCAACGCGGAAGAUUAUGCCAGAGCCUUUGACAUGCUUAUGGUUUGCACAGCCAGUCGUAGGGAACUUGUGUAUAUGAUAUUAGACUUUAUAACAGAUAAACUGGGACGAGAAGUCUUUUCAAGUAUAUCGGCAGCUGGUAUUUCUGCA
Molecule: messenger RNA, 471 nt
Organism: Iphiclides podalirius (scarce swallowtail)
Lineage: Eukaryota; Metazoa; Arthropoda; Insecta; Lepidoptera; Papilionidae
Source: the annotation of a GenBank genome assembly